AUGGAGAAAAGCAAUAAUGUGACUGUAUUCAUUCUCUUGGGUCUUUCUCAAAACAAAAACAUUGAACGUAUCUGCUUUGUAUUGUUUUUAUUGUGCUAUAUUGCCAUUUGGAUAGGAAACUUGCUCAUCAUGAUUUCCAUUACAUGCAGUCAGCUAAUUGACCAGCCCAUGUAUUUCUUUCUAAAUUACCUUUCCCUCUCUGACCUUUGCUACACAUCCACUGUGACACCCAAACUCAUAACGGAUCUGCUGGCAGAAAGGAAGACCAUUUCCUAUAGAAACUGCAUGACACAGCUCUUUACCACACAUUUAUUUGGAGGCAUCGAGAUCUUUAUCCUCACGGGGAUGGCUUAUGACCGUUAUGUGGCCAUCUGCAAGCCCCUACACUACACGGUCAUCAUGAGCAGGCAGAGAUGUAAUAUAAUCGUCACGGCCUGCUGCACUGGGGGCUUUUUACACUCUGUGAGUCAGUUUCUUCUCACCAUUUUCUUACCGUUCUGUGGCCCCAAUGAGCUGGAUCACUACUUUUGUGACGUGUAUCCCUUGCUGAAAUUGGCUUGUUCCAACACUCGUCUCACAGGUCUCUUAGUCAUUGCUAACUCAGGCCUAAUUGCUCUUGUGACUUUUGUUGUCUUGAUGUUGUCUUAUUUCUUUAUACUGUACAGCAUCAGGGGGUAUUCUGUGGAGAGCCGCAGAAAAGCGCUUUCUACUUGCAGUUCUCAUAUAACGGUUGUAGUCCUAUUUUUUGCACCCGCCUUAUUCAUUUACAUUCGACCAGCCACAACGUUCCCAGAAGAUAAAGUGUUUGCUCUGUUUUACACCAUCAUUGCCCCCAUGUUCAAUCCUCUUAUCUACACACUGAGGAACAUGGAGAUGAAGACUGCCAUGAGGAAAGUGUGGUGUCGCCAGACACUCUCAGAAGAACACUGA
This is a messenger RNA of Sorex araneus (European shrew), 930 nucleotides long. RefSeq names its product olfactory receptor 4P4. Gene Ontology annotation, molecular function: G protein-coupled receptor activity; olfactory receptor activity. The transcript has a single exon. Bases 1 to 930 code for a protein of 309 amino acids. Lineage: Eukaryota; Metazoa; Chordata; Mammalia; Eulipotyphla; Soricidae. The record is from RefSeq and is a predicted model, not a curated record. Gene Ontology annotation, biological process: G protein-coupled receptor signaling pathway. Gene Ontology annotation, cellular component: membrane.